AUGCCGCUCGGACUAGGCCGCCGGAAGAAGGCCCCUCCGCUGGUGGAGAAUGAGGAGGCUGAGCCCAUUCGUGGCAGCUUGGGUGGGGUGGAGGUGGGCAGUGGCGGCAGUGUGGCAGCCCUGCAGCCCGGCCUGCCACCGCCUCCUGCCAGCCUCCGUCCUCGACUGGUGUUCCACACUCAGCUGGCCCAUGGCAGUCCCACUGGCAGGAUCGAGGGCUUCACCAAUGUCAAGGAGCUGUACAGCAAAAUUGCAGAGGCUUUCAAGAUCCCGCCAGUUGAGGUGAUGUUCUGCACCUUAAACACCCACAAAGUGGACAUGGACAAGCUGUUGGGUGGCCAGAUCGGUCUGGAGGACUUCAUCUUUGCACACACAAAGGGCCAGAGGAAGGAGGUGGAGGUCUUCAAGUCCGAGGAGGCCCUGGGCCUGACCAUCACUGACAAUGGAGCUGGCUACGCAUUCAUUAAGAGGAUCAAGGAAGGGAGCGUCAUAGACCGGAUCCAGGUCAUCAAUGUGGGCGACAUGAUUGAGUCCAUCAACGGGCAGAGCCUCAUCGGCUGCCGGCACUACGAGGUUGCCAAGAUGCUCAAGGAUCUGCCCAAAGGCCGCACCUUCACACUGAAGCUAACAGAGCCCCGGAAGGCAUUCGAUAUGAUCAGCCAGCGGGCCGCAGGGGGCAAGCACAACAGUAGCUCCCAGCUGGGCACUGGCAGAGGGACCCUACGGCUGCGGGCCAAGGGACCGGCCACCGUGGAGGAGCAGCUGUCUGCGUUUGAGGAGAGGGCGAUUGAGAAGGUGGACGACCUGCUGGAGAGCUACAUGGGCAUCCGCGACACGGAGCUGGCUGCCACCAUGGUAGAGCUGGGGAAGGACAAGCGGAACCCCGACGAGUUCGCGGAGGCGCUGGAUGAGCGGCUGGGUGACUUCGCCUUCCCCGAUGAGUUCGUCUUUGACGUGUGGGGCGCCAUCGGGGAUGCCAAGGUUGGGCGCUACUAGGACUCUGCGGGACUGCCCUGCUCUGCCCACCCUGGAUCUGCUGUGCCCUUGGGCUGGGCAAGGGAGUGCUGGGUUGUUGCCCUCAUGUGGACCAGGG
Molecule: messenger RNA, 1093 nt
Organism: Emys orbicularis (European pond turtle)
Lineage: Eukaryota; Metazoa; Chordata; Testudines; Emydidae
Gene: GIPC1
Product: GIPC PDZ domain containing family member 1
Exons: 6
Coding region: 1-996 (331 amino acids)
Molecular function (GO): protein binding
Source: RefSeq, a predicted model, not a curated record